CAAUUUCACUCAGGUAUACUAAUUUUAACUGCAUUUGAGCUCCAGUCACUUGCACAUCCUUCUAUUUAUAAGAAGAUGUUAUCGCUACUGCUUUCCGUUGUAUUAAUAACUGUUUAUUGUUAGUUAGUUAUUUUUUGUACUUGCGGGCCCCACACUCGUCCUGUGUUCCAUUUCAGUUCAGAAACAUCAUGUUUAUAAACUUUAUUUUGGUUCUGAUCUGGUUAUAUGCAUUUUAGGUUUUUUGUGAUUUAUGUUUAGAUUGCUGUAGAUUGUUGAUUGAAAACAUAAUUUGGAGAAAGUUUCUAGAGAUUUUAAAGAAUUUUAGAGAAAUUUUGAAGAAGAGAUUGGAAGUUUGAAUCAGUGUUAAUAAUCAUGUUUGUGAAAGCUACAGCUUCAGUUGUGAAUCUGCCACCAUGUUUCAGUAUAAAAUCCUGUUACAAGCGUCGUUCGGGUCGAGUUUCAGUUAGGUGUGUUGGAACAGCAGCAGAUUCAUCUGUAGUGAAUAGUCUAUCUUCAAAUGGCAAAGUUGGAUCACUUUUCGAGGUUGGGAGGAGGGAGGAGAUUGGUUUGGAUGUUGUUGUUGUUGAUGAGAAGAGUGGGUGUAAAGAGGAAAAGCUUGAACCUUUGUGGGAUGAUGGGUAUGGAACUCAAAGUGUGAAGGAUUAUCUUGAUUUAGCUAAAGAGAUGAUUAAACCUGACGGUGGACCGCCGCGGUGGUUUUGCCCGGUAGCUUUAGAUGGGAAUGAUUGUCCGUUGCCGGAUUCACCGGUUCUUCUGUUUUUGCCUGGGAUGGAUGGACUUGGCCUGGGCCUCAUUUUGCACCAAAAGUCUCUUAGAAAGGUUUUUGAAGUUCGAUGCUUGCACAUCCCUGUUUAUGAUCGAACACCAUUUAUAGAUUUGGUGUCAUUUGUGGAGGAAACGUUGAGGUUAGAGCAUGCUUUAUUUCCAAAUAGGCCGAUAUAUCUGGUUGGAGAUUCUUUGGGAGGAUGUUUGGCUCUUGCGGUUGCUGCACGUAAUCCAAGAAUAGAUCUAGUGGUUAUACUGUCGAAUCCAGCAACUUCGUUUGACAGGACACCGCUGAAGCCUAUACUUCCUGUCUUGGAGGGCAUGCCUGAUACACUUACCGGGACCAUCCCUUAUCUUCUUAGCUUUGUAAUGGGCGAUCCUAUAAAAAUGGCAUCAGUGGAUGCUGAAAGUUCAAGUAUUCCAAAUCUCGAGAAACUAUCCGACAACCUCAUAUCUUUGCUUCCUCGCCUUUCGGGAUUGUCUGAUAUUAUUCCAAAAGAAACACUUAGUUGGAAGUUGAAGCUACUUAAAUCUGCUGCUGCGUACACUAAUUCUCGUCUCCAUGCUGUUAAAGCUGAAGUGCUACUGCUUGCAAGUGGCAAGGAUAACAUGCUUCCUAGUAGAGAUGAAGCUGAACGGCUUUCAAGAAAUUUGCAAAACUGCAAAGUUUGUUACUUUAAGGACAAUGGUCACACCCUUUUACUGGAAGAUGGUAUUAAUUUGUUAACGAUAAUUAAAGGCACUCAAAAGUAUAGACGAACUUGGAAACACGACUUUGUGAAGGACUACCUGCCUCCUAGCAUGUCAGAAUACAGAAGUGCGCUUCAAGGAAAUGGGUGGUUCCAGUUUGCCACAAGUCCAGUGAUGUUUUCUACUUUAGAAGACGGUAAAAUAGUGAGAGGGCUUGCUGGUGUUCCCGAUGACGGUCCUGUAUUAUUAGUCGGUUAUCACAUGCUUUUGGGAUUAGAACUCGCGCCACUAGUUUUAGAAUUUUUAAGAGAGAAAAAUGUCAUAGUUCGUGGCAUAGCGCACCCGGCACUCUUUGUUGCGAAUUCUAAUAAUGGGCUUCAAGAAUUUUCAUAUUUUGAUUUAAUGAAAGUGUUUGGUGCGUUGCCCGUCACUCCAAGCAACUUUUUCAAGUUAUUUUCAUCAAAGUCUUUUGCCCUACUUUAUCCAGGCGGUGCACGUGAGGCUCUUCACCGUAAGGGUGAAGAAUACAAAUUGUUUUGGCCUGAUCAACCAGAAUUUGUAAGAAUGGCAGCAAAAUUUGGUGCUACUAUUGUACCAUUUGGUGCUAUUGGAGAAGACGACAUCGCUGAGUUGGUUCUUGAUUAUGACGAUGUAAUGAAAAUCCCUGUGCUAAAUGACUACUUACGGAGAACAAACGAACAGGGUAUUAGACUAAGGACCGAUAUGGAGGGAGAGGUAGCUAACCAAGAUUUUUACUUUCCGGGCCUUCUGCCUAAGGUACCGGGCCGGUUUUACUAUUUAUUUGGGAAGCCCAUAAGAACCGAAGGGCGGGAAAAGAUGUUAAAAGAUAGAGAAAAUGCAAAAGAGUUAUACAUGGAAAUUAAGUCUGAAGUCGAAAAGAGUAUGGCUUAUUUGAUUAAGAAACGAGAGGAUGAUCCUUAUCGAGGAGUCGUUAACAGGGUCAUAAACCAGCCGAUUUCAACCCCGGUGCAUGAAGUUCCAACAUUUGAACCUUGAGAAUGUACAUUUCGGUUAUUUUGUAAUCAUUAUAGAAUUUAUAUAAGAUAGUGAGAAUUAGUGAUAAAUUGAUGUAAAUCUUACAUGCACAAAAGCAAUUAAGGGUUGCCCUUUGAGGGUCACGACCUCAAAUAUUUAAUGUAGUAGCUGUCUCGUUUAAUCCA
Messenger RNA from Helianthus annuus (common sunflower), 2657 nucleotides. RefSeq names its product acyltransferase-like protein At1g54570, chloroplastic. Bases 373 to 2493 code for a protein of 706 amino acids. Lineage: Eukaryota; Viridiplantae; Streptophyta; Magnoliopsida; Asterales; Asteraceae. The transcript has 13 exons. The record is from RefSeq and is a predicted model, not a curated record. Gene Ontology annotation, cellular component: membrane.